CCCCUCUCCUCCCUCCUCCCUGUUCUCCCUCAGUCCCCGGCUCCUCUUCCUCUUUCUCCCUCUCUUUCUCGGGUGGAGGCGCCCACCGCGGCGGCCCAGCAGGGACCGGCCCGGCCGCAAGGCAGGACUCUACCACCCCCAUGGCUGCUUUGGCCUUGGUGGGGGUUGUGCUCCUUCUGGGGGCACCCCACUGUUUGGGGGAGGCCACUCCAACCCCUUCCUUGCCACCUCCCCCUGCUAACGACAGUGAUGCCAGCUCAGGCGGCUGCCAGGGUUCCUACCGCUGCCAGCCAGGGGUGCUGCUGCCUGUGUGGGAACCCGACGACCCAUCGCUGGGAGACAAGGCCGCAAGGGCCGUGGUGUACUUUGUGGCCAUGGUCUACAUGUUCCUCGGCGUAUCCAUCAUUGCCGACCGCUUUAUGGCAUCUAUUGAGGUCAUCACAUCUAAGGAGAAGGAGAUUACCAUCACCAAGGCCAACGGGGAGACCAGCGUGGGCACCGUGCGCAUCUGGAAUGAAACAGUGUCCAACCUCACACUCAUGGCCCUGGGCUCCUCGGCGCCUGAGAUUCUGCUGUCUGUCAUCGAGGUCUGUGGCCACAACUUCCAGGCGGGUGAACUGGGUCCCGGCACCAUCGUGGGCAGUGCAGCCUUCAACAUGUUUGUGGUCAUUGCUGUGUGUGUCUAUGUCAUCCCGGCUGGCGAGAGCCGUAAGAUCAAGCAUCUGAGGGUCUUCUUCGUCACAGCCUCCUGGAGCAUCUUUGCCUACGUCUGGCUUUAUCUCAUCCUAGCAGUUUUCUCCCCAGGUGUGGUCCAGGUGUGGGAGGCUCUGCUGACACUGGUCUUCUUCCCGGUGUGCGUGGUGUUCGCCUGGAUGGCUGACAAGCGACUGCUCUUCUACAAGUACGUGUACAAGCGCUACCGCACUGACCCUCGCAGUGGAAUCAUCAUCGGGGCAGAGGGCGACCCACCCAAGAGCAUCGAGCUGGACGGUACGUUCGUGGGCACCGAGGUCCCAGGUGAGCUGGGUGUGCUGGGCACAGGUCCUGUCGAGGCACGUGAGUUGGACGCCAGCAGGCGCGAGGUCAUCCAGAUUCUUAAGGACCUGAAGCAGAAGCACCCAGACAAGGACCUGGAGCAGCUGGUAGGCAUCGCCAAGUACUACGCACUGCUGCACCAGCAGAAGAGCCGCGCCUUCUACCGCAUCCAAGCCACACGGCUGAUGACGGGCGCAGGCAACGUACUUCGAAGACACGCUGCAGAUGCAGCCCGCCGGCCCGGGGCCAACGAUGGCGCAGCCGACGACGAGGAUGAUGGCGCCAGUCGCAUCUUCUUUGAGCCCAGCCUCUACCACUGCCUGGAGAACUGCGGGUCUGUGCUGCUGUCAGUGGCCUGCCAGGGCGGUGAGGGCAACAGUACCUUCUAUGUGGACUACCGCACAGAGGACGGCUCUGCCAAGGCGGGGUCAGACUAUGAGUACAGCGAGGGCACGCUGGUAUUCAAGCCUGGAGAGACGCAGAAGGAGCUGCGCAUCGGCAUCAUCGACGACGACAUCUUCGAGGAGGACGAGCACUUCUUCGUGCGGCUGCUGAACCUGCGUGUGGGCGAUGCGCAGGGCAUGUUUGAGCCCGACGGCGGCGGGCGGCCCAAGGGGAGGCUAGUGGCGCCGCUGCUGGCCACCGUCACCAUCCUGGACGACGACCACGCAGGCAUCUUCUCCUUCCAGGACCGCCUGCUGCACGUGAGCGAAUGCAUGGGCACCGUGGACGUGCGCGUAGUGCGCAGCUCAGGCGCCCGCGGUACUGUGCGCCUCCCCUAUCGCACAGUGGAUGGCACGGCUCGUGGCGGUGGCGUGCACUACGAGGACGCUUGUGGAGAGCUGGAGUUCGGCGAUGACGAGACCAUGAAGACCCUUCAGGUCAAGAUAGUGGAUGAUGAAGAGUAUGAGAAGAAGGACAACUUCUUCAUCGAGCUCGGCCAGCCCCAGUGGCUAAAGAGGGGCAUCUCAGGAGAUGGGGACAGGAAGCUGACUGCUGAGGAGGAGGAGGCUCGGAGGAUAGCAGAGAUGGGCAAGCCAGUUCUUGGGGAGAACUGUCGUCUCGAGGUCAUCAUCGAAGAGUCUUACGACUUUAAGAACACAGUGGAUAAACUCAUAAAGAAAACAAACCUGGCCUUGGUGAUUGGGACUCAUUCAUGGAGGGAGCAGUUUUUAGAGGCAGUUACGGUGAGCGCAGGAGAUGAGGAGGAAGAAGAGGAUGGGUCCCGGGAGGAGCGGCUGCCAUCCUGCUUUGACUAUGUGAUGCACUUCCUGACGGUGUUCUGGAAGGUUCUGUUCGCUUGCGUUCCUCCCACGGAGUACUGCCACGGCUGGGCCUGCUUCGGUGUCUGCAUCCUGGUUAUUGGUCUACUCACCGCGCUCAUAGGAGAUCUGGCCUCCCACUUUGGGUGCACCGUGGGUCUUAAGGACUCAGUCAACGCCGUGGUCUUCGUGGCCCUGGGCACCUCUAUCCCUGACACGUUCGCCAGCAAGGUGGCCGCGCUGCAGGACCAGUGUGCGGACGCGUCCAUCGGCAAUGUGACUGGUUCCAACGCCGUGAACGUGUUCCUGGGGCUGGGUGUGGCCUGGUCAGUGGCUGCGGUGUACUGGGCGGUGCAGGGCCGCCCCUUCGAGGUGCGUACAGGCACGCUGGCCUUCUCGGUCACACUCUUCACCGUCUUCGCCUUCGUGGGCAUCGCAGUGCUGUUGUACCGGCGCCGGCCACACAUCGGUGGCGAGCUGGGCGGUCCGCGGGGACCCAAGCUGGCCACCACCGCUCUCUUCUUGGGUCUCUGGUUCCUUUACAUUCUCUUCGCCAGCCUCGAGGCAUACUGCCACAUCCGGGGCUUCUAGGGCCCUAGCCACUGCCCUGAAGGUGGGGACUCGAUGGCAUUUGCUCUUGGGCCCACCCCUGUCUCUCUGUCCAGACUCACCCUGGGCUCCCUGGGACUCCUCUCCUAGGCUCCUUCUUCGCCAGCCCUCUUCCUGGGAUCAGCCUCCCUUUCCGCCUGGAUUCCAUCCCUCGAUCUCCCUUCUCAGCGGCACCCCCUCCAGCCCAUCCCUUGUAAAUUACAUCUGAAAUCCCAAGCCAGGCACCAACCCACCAGACACCACCUUCUCUGCCUCCCUGGACACCCAGCUUAACUCUGUUCCUUCUCCCAGCUACAACCCUCUAUCUGGGCCUCUGGGCCUUAGAAGAUCUCCCCAGGUACCUCAGAGGGAGGCUGUGCCAUCUCUUCCCUUACCCCAACCCUCAGGGAGCUCCCUGCAGUCCCCAGGGGAAUGAAUAAGUGGGUGUGUACAAGGGGGGGAGGGCACGCACUUUUUCUGACUUCUUCACUCAGAGGCUUGGAGAGGGAGGAGGGACGUUUGGAGUUUCUGUCCCCCAGGCUCAGCCGGAGGAGGCACAUCUUGAACCCACCACUUCAGACAUUCCAGCACCCUGCUUGCCCUCCACUACCUCUGAGAGCCCAGCCACGCCUUGGAGGGAGGGGCCUGUGUGUGUGUAUAUAUUUAGUGUGUUUGGGGGAGGGGGGCCAUGGGAGGGUGCAUGUCUUGGGGGAAGGGGCGUCGACAGACUUUCCCUUUUCGAGAGGGCAGCACGACUCACUCAGCCUUGAGAAUCUGCGUAGUGGAGGAGACUGAGAACCAAAGGGAGUCCAGCCGACCUCCCCUGACAAUAUUCUAGAAGGCUUGACGAAAAUAACUCUAGAAGGUUCAUUUUGCCCUCAGUGCCAGCCAACUCGGGCAGGACCCUCGAAGAGGAGACCGAGGGUCCCAGAGGACCAAUGCUACAAGCCAGCAAAUGCUGCCACAUCUCUGCCUGUUGGGGGGGGGGGGUGGAAGGGGGGGGGGGGGGGGAAUCUGGGUGGGCAUUUUUAACUUUGUGGGCCGCAAUCUGUUGGUAGGCCACCUGCAUUUUCUUACUAUUGAUGUUUCCUGCCCAUUCCUGGAGGAAUGGGGAGUACUGCCCACUCCUUGUGACCCUGCCACCUUAUAACCUCCCGCUUCCCCUAAGUUAUUAUUAUUAUUAUUUUUGCAUUUUCUCGUCCAGUUGUGCAUCAGACCCAUUACCCACUGCCCUUCUCACCCCUGACUCAUCAGAAUCACUCGCUGUCCCUUCUCUGUGAUUUCUGUAAAAAUUGCCAUAAAACUUUGAAAUUCUGCCUGAA
Messenger RNA from Myodes glareolus (Bank vole), 4207 nucleotides. RefSeq names its product solute carrier family 8 member A2 (gene Slc8a2). Gene Ontology annotation, biological process: calcium ion import across plasma membrane; cell communication; sodium ion transmembrane transport. NCBI's taxonomy places the organism in Eukaryota, Metazoa, Chordata, Mammalia, Rodentia, Cricetidae. The record is from RefSeq and is a predicted model, not a curated record. Gene Ontology annotation, molecular function: calcium:sodium antiporter activity. Gene Ontology annotation, cellular component: axon; postsynapse; sarcolemma.